Sesamum indicum (sesame) is the source of this 1244-nucleotide messenger RNA. Its product is annotated as tRNA-processing ribonuclease BN. Lineage: Eukaryota; Viridiplantae; Streptophyta; Magnoliopsida; Lamiales; Pedaliaceae. Gene Ontology annotation, cellular component: chloroplast. The record is from RefSeq and is a predicted model, not a curated record.
CCGAACAAGUUUGCAUUGUGCAUUUGGGUUUUCAGCAGCAAAUUAUUUUUACUUUUGACAGGUCAGGAAUCACUACGGUCGGUGAGAGCUGCGAGAAAGGGUUUAAGGAUAAUUGAUCCUGAAAGCAAAACCCAAUCGAGCAAAACUCCGCUGAAGCUUUGAACACAAACACUCAUUCGAAAUGAAGCUGCAAGCUGCCUGUGUUUUCAUUCAGAAUUAUCCUUUGACCACCCAUUUUUCACCUCCUCAUCUUCACACCGCGAAUGAGCGUUGUGGAAAUCAUGUUGGCUUGGAAAAGCAGAUGUCCAGAUUCCAAGUUCAGCUCAAAUCUUUGUUUCCAUCUUUAAGGAGUGGAGUUGUUGUACGUUCUGCUAAUUUGAAUUCGUCGAGGAAGUUGGGCUUUUGGGUUGAAGCAAGAAAAGACUCGGAACCAUUUCGUGGGAAGUCGGGCUCUGUUUCUUUUGGUGGGUUGACUCACCAGUCGGUUGAGGAAAGCAAAUUGGUUUCGUCGCCAUUUAAAGAAAACACUGGCUCCUUGCUUUGGGUUUUGGCUCCUGUUGCUUUGAUUUCGUCGCUGGUUGUUCCCCAGGUCUUCAUUGUCGGUCCUAUUGAGGAUGUUUUCAAGAAUCAGGUUUUUGCAGAAAUUGUUUCUUCCUUUUCAACUGAGGUCAUCUUUUAUGCUGGACUUGCUAUUUUUCUGUUUGUAACUGAACGUGUUCAAAAGCCAUAUCUCCAGUUUAGCCCAAAGAGAUGGAGUCUUAUCACAGGCCUAAGGGGAUAUUUGACAUCUGCCUUCUUUACGAUGGGCUUCAAGGUUUGUGCCCCACUGAUUGCUGUUUAUGUCAUCUGGCCUGUGCUCGGUUUACCUGCAUUGGUCUCAGUGGCUCCUUUCCUAGCUGGUUGUUUGGCUCAAUAUGCAUUUGAGAGACUUCUCGACUGGAAUGGAUCAUCCUGCUGGCCUCUUUUGCCUAUUAUCUUUGAGGUCUACAGGAUAUAUCAGCUGACAAGGGCUACAAAUUUCAUUGAGAAGUUAAUAUACAGCAUGAGGGAGGCAUCUGUAACCCCUGCAGUUUUAGACAGAACAGGAGCUUUGGUUUCUAUGGUAGUUACUUUCCGUAUCCUAGGCUUGGUUUGUCUAUGGUCCUUGCUACCAGUGGCGGAGAAUUAUUGAUGUAUAUAGAGGAUUCCAAUGUUCUUUCAUGUCUUAUAUAAAUACAUUCUUCUGUUUUUCCUUGUCUGGUGAA